Messenger RNA from Galleria mellonella (greater wax moth), 6572 nucleotides. It is a transcript of the gene Eph, whose product is annotated as ephrin type-B receptor 1-B. Gene Ontology annotation, molecular function: protein binding; ATP binding; transmembrane-ephrin receptor activity. Gene Ontology annotation, cellular component: neuron projection; plasma membrane. Bases 437 to 3475 code for a protein of 1012 amino acids. The record is from RefSeq and is a predicted model, not a curated record. Lineage: Eukaryota; Metazoa; Arthropoda; Insecta; Lepidoptera; Pyralidae. Gene Ontology annotation, biological process: cell surface receptor protein tyrosine kinase signaling pathway; protein phosphorylation; axon guidance. The transcript has a single exon.
UCUACGGCACCCAUAGACAUAGUAGGUAGUUUGUUUAUGUCUACAACAAAUUUUUAUUAUUGGCAACACACGAAACUGCUGCGCGUCCAUGUCAAGAGUUUCAUCUGUUUUACACGGGAUCAAUAUAAAUUAAAAUUCUCACACACAAUUGUGUAAAAUCUCAUCCAGAUAACUGAUCUUCAGUGACAACAAACUUUAAUCAGAGGUCGGAGUUGAAAUUAUAGGGAAUGCAGUUUGCGGCCGCUGAACACGAUGCACACAUUGCAGUGAAAUGAAAUGACGGAACUGUCCUUUAUUCCCAACAAAGUGAACUGUUGACUGAUUAUUUAAGAUUGUAAAACUGUGCAUUAUGUAGUGUGAGUGAGCUGAUUUUGUCUCGUGUUCAAGUGGGAGCAUGGUGUAUAGGUGUUAGCGCGUUGUUAGUGAUGUCGUUGAGAUGAUGUGGUUGUGUACGGUGGUGGCGGCCGCGGCUCUCGCGGCGGUUAGCGUUCGCGCCGAGCAAGUGCUGCUCCUCGACACCACCACUGAAGCGACGCUGGCCUGGACGCGGUUCCCGUACGGCCCUCAGGCGAGCACCCUCGGCUGGCUCGAGGAGUCCUAUACAGACUUCGAGAAACAAAUCAACUGGCGGUCGUACGUGGUGUGUGACGUCGCGCACAACAAUGUUAACAACUGGCUGUGGACACCAUUCAUAGAGAGGAGGAAUGCCAACAGAAUUUAUAUUGAAAUAAAAUUCACAAUAAGAGAUUGCUCAUUAUUUCCUGGGAAUGCACUCAGCUGUAAGGAGACAUUUAGUUUGUUGUACUAUGAGUUUGAUGUUGCUACUCGUGAACAGCCUCCUUGGGAGCCAGAGAGCUACAAGCUGGUGGGCCGUAUUGCUGCAGGAGAGGGACGCUUCAACACUAAUUCUGAGGUACACAUUAAUACUGAAGUUAAAAGCAUAGCUGUCACGAAGAAAGGUGUAUACUUUGCCUUUAGAGACCAAGGCGCUUGCAUCUCCAUAUUAGCUGUGAAAGUGUAUUACAUAACAUGCCCCGAAGUGACUGUCAACUUUGCUAGAUUCCCAGCGACACCUACAGGUAGAGAAGUCACUGUAAUAGAACAGGCCAAUGGUACAUGUGUGGAAAAUGCUGAGACUCCCUCGGGUGAGACACCUCCAGUUUAUUUGUGUAAGGGAGAUGGCAAAUGGACCCUGCCCAGUGGUUCUUGUAAAUGUCGAGCUGGAUAUGAACCAGACCGUGAAAAUCAACUCUGCAAAGAGUGUGCACCCGGCAAGUUUAAAUCUCACACAGGCGAUGAUCCCUGUACUGUAUGCCCUGAUUAUUCAGAGUCGACAGCUUAUGCUGCAUCCGAAUGUAAAUGUGUUCCUGGAUUCUACAGAGCUAAGAAGGAUCCUAAAGAUUUUCCUUGCACUCAGCCACCAUCAGCACCUGAUAACUUAACAGUGACAUUUGCAGACCAGUUUUCAAUAUCACUUGCUUGGCAGCCACCACAUAAAAAUGGCAGCCGUAGUGAUGUCACAUAUCGGGUGCAUUGUUCCAACUGUGGCCCCAAUGUUGAAUAUAGACCAGCUUCAUCAGGAUUAAAUUCCACAAGAGUGACUGUUAUUGGUCUUGAUCCAGUAACAGAAUACAAAUUUCAAGUAUUUGCUGAAAAUGGUGUGACAGAAUUGACAGGAGAACCACCAAAGAAAGUUGAGAUAACAGCAGUGACUGAAGCUUCAGUUGUCAGUGUAGUUUCCAAAUUAAGGGUGACUAAUGUGGAAAGUGAUAAAUUAUCAUUAAUUUGGAAUCCACCACCCAUUGAUUUGUCUGAUCCUGAUGAUGCUAUUGAAAGCUAUGAAGUGAAAUGUUUCCCAAAGGAUAAUUUAGAAAAAGGUGCUAACACUACACUAAAAAUCACAAAAGAAUCUCAUGUUACCAUAACUGGAUUGAAAAGGGACACAGAGUAUGGAAUUAGAGUUAGGGCCAAGAUGAAACGUGGCUGGGGAGAGUUCAGUGGUAUAGUAUAUGCACGUACAGGUUCUGUGCUUGAAACUACUUUUGUAGGGGAAGAAGAAGGUGCACAGGUGCGCUUAGUUGCUGGAGUAAUGGUUGCAGUGGUGGUCAUUUGUGUAGUAGCCAUUAUUGUUACCGUUCUAUUCUUGCGGUCCCGAGCUGAUGAUGAAUGUGAUAAAAAACAGCCAAAUGAUUGUAAUGCUCUUAACUAUCGCAAUGGUGAAGUUUACACGGGCCCAGAACGACCUGCUAAAACUAGUAGUAAUGCCACUACACCACUUUUUGCUGGCACAGGUUCUAGAACUUACAUAGACCCCCACACCUAUGAGGAUCCCAAUCAGGCUGUUAGAGAGUUUGCUCGAGAAAUUGAUGCCUCUUGUAUUACAAUAGAGGCUAUUAUAGGAGGUGGUGAAUUUGGGGAUGUAUGCCGUGGCAAGCUGAAGGUGCCAGCUAGCUGUGGCCAAGAAAUAGAUGUCGCCAUAAAAACACUUAAGCCUGGAUCCACUGAAAGAGCUAGGCGGGACUUCUUAGCUGAAGCGUCUAUAAUGGGCCAAUUUGAACAUCCCAACGUCAUAUUUUUACAGGGUGUUGUCACAAAAUGCAAUCCAAUAAUGAUUAUCACUGAAUUCAUGGAGAAUGGUUCUUUAGAUACCUUUUUGCGUGCAAAUGAUGGAAAGUUUCGUGUUCUGCAAUUGGUGGGAAUGCUUCGUGGUAUUGCGACAGGCAUGCAGUAUUUGUCUGAAAUGAAUUACAUACAUCGUGAUCUUGCUGCUAGAAAUGUACUUGUAAAUUCGCAGCUGGUUUGCAAAAUUGCUGACUUUGGUUUGUCACGCGAAAUAGAAUCUACCGCUGAUGGGGCAUAUACUACACGCGGCGGUAAAAUACCAGUACGAUGGACGGCACCUGAAGCGAUAGCUUUUAGGAAAUUCACAUCGGCCAGUGACGUUUGGUCUAUGGGUAUUGUAUGCUGGGAGGUAAUGAGCUUCGGUGAACGUCCAUAUUGGAACUGGAGUAAUCAGGAUGUGAUCAAGUCAAUAGAGAAGGGUUACCGUCUACCGGCCCCUAUGGAUUGUCCUGAAGCUGUAUACCAGCUUAUGUUAGAUUGUUGGCAGAAAGAACGCACACAUAGGCCGACCUUCUCAAGCAUUGUAAAGACUUUGGAUAAACUCAUUCGAUGCCCUGAUACGUUGCGAAAAAUAGCGCAAAAUCGUUCUGCGGAUCCCCUAGCUGGUGACACGCCCGAUUUGGUGCAGUUCUCGUCUGUCGAGGAGUGGUUGGAAUGCAUCAAAAUGUCGCGGUACAUCGAAAAAUUCCGUGCGGCCGGCAUUACGGAUAUGGACGCGGUGGUAGACCUCACAGUCCACCAGCUGGCUUCUCUUGGAGUGACCCUCGUCGGCCACCAGAAGAAGAUCAUGAACAGCGUGCAGAGCAUGCGUGCGCACAUCCGUGUCAGUGGUCCCUAUGGUUUCCUUGUGUGAACUAUUUCCAAAUGCUGUGUAGAAUAAGUGAAGUUUGAUAGUACUAAAAUCUGAUUUCAGAGUAUAUGACUGACAAUGAAACAGUUUGGUGGUCUCCAAGUGAUUUAUACUAAUGAAAAUAAUGCAUUUUGUAUAUUUUUCUAAAAGUACUCUCCUAGAUUUAGUACUUCAUAAGGUUAACAGAGACACAAAUAUUUAUCAAUUAAAACAUAUGACAUGACAUAAUUAUAUCACAAUGCUGUUUAUAUCUUUUUUUUUUUUUGUUUUUUUCAAUACUUUAUAUUAUUAUUGUACUUAUUUAGUCAUAGAAAUGUUUUCUUUUUUGUUAUUCAAAUAUUUGUCAGACAGUUGAAGCCGGCCUAAUUCAUGUAUGUGUUUAAAAUUCAGUUAAACAAUGUAAGCUUUAUCGACAUACCGUCUUCUAGCCAAUUCUGUACAACGAAAUAUAGAUCCAUUGUCUAUUUUAAUAUUCAAAUUAAAUGAAUUCAGUAUUUACAUUAUGUUAGUGACCAUCUUUACGGGCUAGCCAGAGUAACGAGCACUUGUUCAGGUAGACUGGUAGAUUACUUGUGAUUGAAUUUUAUUUUUAAUUUAAAGCCCCAUCAUUAUUGUUCACAUAAUUAUGAGUAGAAUGAUAAAUGUAUGUGAGAGACGAAGGGAGUAGAUUGACUGGUAAACAUAAAUUGUAUUUAAAGCAUUUGUAUGGAUAGGAUAAUGCUGCAAAUAUAAUGAAAUUAAUUUUGUAAAAAUUAAGAGUUAUAAAAUCGUAGAUAGCUAAUUCUGCUUUAAUCGUUUGGAUGACAAUUAUUUGUAUAUUAAUGGGUAUAUUUGCAAAGGAAAAUGUUAUUUAUAGGAUUAUAGAAUUAUGGUGGAAACAAUAAUAGCGUUUUGCGUUACUGAUCGUAACUUGUACUGCUAAUGUGAUCUAUUUUCAAGUGAUGUACUUAAUUAUAUUACAAGAACUCGUUUUUGUUAGAAUGUAUUCAAUAUAAUUUUUUUUUUUUUUUUCAUAAUCACUGCAUGUAUAUAAGGCUGAAUGUAUAACUUUAGUGUAAAUUCUUGCUUUGAUAUCUUAUUAUUAUAUUAUUAUGUCAUUUAAUACUCAUUUUUGUGUACAAUAUUGUGUCUAAUAAAUUACUGAAUUCUAUACAGAAGUGUUCAGUAUUUUUUUGGAAAAUAAUGUGGUAUUUCAAUUUUUUUUUUUCAUAAAAUCAUAUUAAAUUUUAUUAAAAGAUCUCUUUAAUUUAUAAGUUUUGAAAUAUUUUUUUUUACAUUCAAUUAAUAGACACAGUGGUGAUUAAUAAAAGUAUUUUAUAUACUUGUGUGCCAAACGGUUAUCAUUCUAUAUCUCUGAUAACAUUAACAUAGGUAUCUAAUUUAAAUGAUUCUUGUCUGUGUUAAUCAAAAUGAUUAGGUUUAAAAUGUACUUACUAUAAUUUCGACUAAUUUUAAUAUAUUAUAGUAUUAUUACUAGUAUUAUGUUUAAGAACACAAUAUCGUGUACAAGAAUGAGAUUAUAGGUGUAGUUAUUUUAUAUUAUUUUUUACUUUGGAAUUACAAAAGACUUAUUCACAUAAUAUUGGAACACAGCAGUUAAUCAAAUGAGUAUAACACUACCCAUACGUCUAUAGUUCUGAACAUGAAAAUCGCUUCUGAAGUGACAUUCCUGAAUCAGUUUCUAUUACUAAAGUUUAUAUAGUUUUUAAUACACAUUUAUAUUUAUAAAAUUAAUUCGUACUGGCCUUUAGAAUGAUGAUAAUAUCGAAUUUGAAUUUAGAAAUUGAGAAUGACUAUCAAAUUUGAAUUUAGAAUGGCUUCAGAAUCGUUUCUAUUGUAUCGUUAUACUUGUUUGUAACUAUGCUAAGAAUUCCAGGGUUAUGUGAACAAGCAAUUGAACAAAAUAUUGCCAACUUAGUUCAUAAGUGCUUCGCUUUAUAUUCUCAAUACUGAGUCGUUAACCGGCUGCGAAGAUGUGUACGCUGUGCUACUACCCGUUUACUUUCAUAAUAUAAGCCGAGCGAUUUUUUUAAUGUACACCCACACCGUUAUUGCUUGAAGCGAAUUUUUUUCAUACUCUUGCCCCCCAGCUAGGUGACAAUUGACCGACAGUAAAAUAAUUGGUACAUUAUAAUUAAUUAGUAGCCCAGUUUAUUUUGCCCCAUGGAUGUAAUUCUAGCCAAUUACACGUGUCUAAAAUAAUUUUCUUGACCACAGUUAUCCUCUUAUAAUUGACUUAAAAUUAUUAAGUUAACACAAUUUUGUCAUGUACUAUAAAAAUAUAGUAUUUCUUUUUUUUUACAUUAUUUAUACUUCUCCGCCUAAAAUGAAAAUUAAUUGUAUUAGUAAAGAAAUUGUACGACCCUUUUGUUUUGUUAUAAUUACUCCAGAAUUGUCUAUAUUUAUAUAUAUAAGAAUUAAAAUAUCAGGCGACUGAAAUACUGAUAUGUACAACUCUGCUUUCUGUAUUAGAUUAGAUUGCAACUUAAAAGUCAAAAGGGUGUAAACGAAAAAACCAAUCGAAUUUAUUUUUAAUUAACUUUAAUUGGUCACCUGUAUCUAGUUCCUAUAUUAGUGUUUUGUAUUCUAAAAGCCUAUAAUUGUUGUGCAUAUCAGUAUUUUGUUGUCCAUUUUGAAAAUAUUGCUGUCCGUUCUAUAAUGUCACUGAAGGUGCUGUGAAUCAUUUGUCACAUCUCGUGCGUAUGCACGCGAUCCAUCGCGAGAUUUCCAAGAAAUUAAUAAUACCUAUAUUUACAUGUUCCAUUGUGACAUUCUAGAAAAGGCCUUUUACUUGUUGGCUCAGUUUUUUUUUUUUUUAUUCUCGUCGCUAUUUCUCUUACAUUAGAAUUACAAAAUUGCCUACCGUUAUAUUUAUUGUAAAUUUAUCCACUGUGUUUACGUUUCCUAGCGUCGCUUGCGAUCGAAAUGGUAGCAAUAUUAUUACUGGCUUUAAAGCAAUAUCUUUGAUCUAAUUUCGAAUAAUUUAAAUUUAAUUCGGAUUUUUUAAUUAUUAAAACUAAAAAGUGCGAUGAAUUUUUAAUUAUAUAUAAAUACAUAUAUUUACAUGUAGAAAUUUUAGAAUUACAUAUUUUAGUUUAUA